AACCCUUCCGCUCAGUUCGGUUUCAGAUUUCAGCACGUUCAGAUCGGUCGGACGGGCUCGCGGUUCGCGCGGUUGUGUAAUCUACCCAAUCAACUUCCAAACAUCAGAAAUUCCAUUCUAGCUAACCUUCUUGAAGCAGAAGAAUGUGUUCAGUGCCAUCGGAGAAGUUUUAAACUAGAAUAAAUUAGCAUAACUCAAAAGUUUAACUACGCUUGACAGUUUGAAGUUAUGCAAUCUGAUGUGGAAUAGUGAUCAUUCAAGAAGCAUAGAACAUUCGGACGACAGUCAUCAUGAUCGUACUAGUGCUGACCAGUGUUCUGAUCAUCGUUUUUAUCUAUUGGUUGCUGCAGGAACUUCGUCGGCCACCAAACUAUCCACCAGGUCCACAAUGGCUCCCAUUCAUCGGUAACACCCCGUUCGUCCGGAAACUGGCCCGUGCCAGUGGCGGUCAACAUUUAGCAUUCGAAGCUCUCUCCAAGCAGUACAACAGUCCUGUGGUAGGACUCAAGCUGGGCCGAGAAUAUGUUGUGGUUGCCAUGCAGUAUCCUGCCGUUCGUGAAGUUCACAGCAAAGAGGAGUUUGAUGGUCGACCCGACAAUUUCUUCCUGCGACUGAGGACUAUGGGAACCAGACUGGGAGUGACGUGCACGGACGGUCCGUUUUGGGCUGAACACAGGAACUUUGUCGUACGUCACUUGCGUCAAGCGGGCUACGGAAGGCAACCGAUGCAGCUGCAGAUACAAAACGAACUGAAUGAGUUGAUUGGGAUCAUCAGAGAUUUGGAUGGCGAGCCUGUUUGGCCUGGCAGUAUUCUUCCCACGAGUGUAAUCAAUGUGUUAUGGACUUUCACAACGGGCUCAAGAAUUGCGAGGGAUGAUCAACGACUAGCCAGGUUGUUGAAGCUGCUACAGGAUAGGUCAAAGGCAUUCGAUAUGUCCGGAGGUGUCCUGAGUCAACUGCCAUGGUUGCGCCAUAUAGCCCCCGAAUGGACCGGAUACAAUCUACUCAAACGUUUCAAUCAAGAGUUACACGAGUUCUUCAUGAUAAUCGUCAAAAAGCAUCACCAGGAAUAUCAUGAUGAUAAGUGUUCUGAUGAUUUGAUAUUCGCUUUUAUCAAGGAGAUGAAGGAUCGGAAAGAUGAUCCAAGUUCUACGUUCACCAACAUUCAGUUGACAAUGAUCAUACUUGAUAUCUUCAUUGCUGGAUCUCAAACCACCAGUAUUACAAUCGACCUAGCGUUCAUGAUUUUGACCAUAAAAACUAACAUACAGAAGAAGAUCCACGCUGAAAUUGACGAAUGCCUGUAUCAAGAUGAAAUGCCUCAGCAAAAUGAUAGAACGAGUUUACCAUACACGGAAGCAUUCUUACUAGAGGUACAAAGAUUCUUUCACAUCGUACCGGUCAGUGGUCCCAGAAGGACACUUUCCGAUUGUACGCUUGGAGGCUACCAAAUACCCAAAAACACCACAAUUCUCAUGGGAUUGCGUACCGUCCACAUGGAUCCAGAGCACUGGGGUGACCCUGAGAACUUCAGACCCGAGCGUUUCCUCAGUCCCGAUGGAAAAAUAGUCAACACUGAACGACUGAUUCCAUUUGGUUUGGGAAGAAGACGUUGCCUCGGAGAAUCGUUGGCACGAGCAUGCAUGUUCACGUUCCUGGUGGGAAUUUUGCAGAAAUUCAGACUUCGCCAGCCGCCGAACUGUUCCGAAACACCUAACCUCAAACUGCUCCCUGGAAUCACCCUCUCACCGAAGCCUUACAAAGUUAUCUUUGAACCCAGAUGAAUAAGUGCCAACCCUUCCUUCCAUAGCUGACUACUGCGCAUGGGCAGCAGUGACUUCAAUGCACGGGCGAUGCCGAACUGGAUUUUCAUUUGAAGUAACGCAUAUAGACCAUAAACAUUGUAAUAAACGUAGAAGUUCGAAGGAUUCUAGUAAAUAAAUUUCAUCAUAUCAUA
Molecule: messenger RNA, 1957 nt
Organism: Aedes albopictus (Asian tiger mosquito)
Lineage: Eukaryota; Metazoa; Arthropoda; Insecta; Diptera; Culicidae
Gene: Cyp305a1
Product: probable cytochrome P450 305a1
Exons: 3
Coding region: 291-1784 (497 amino acids)
Biological process (GO): xenobiotic metabolic process
Cellular component (GO): cytoplasm; intracellular membrane-bounded organelle
Molecular function (GO): oxidoreductase activity, acting on paired donors, with incorporation or reduction of molecular oxygen, reduced flavin or flavoprotein as one donor, and incorporation of one atom of oxygen; iron ion binding; heme binding
Source: RefSeq, a predicted model, not a curated record